AUGGAUGUGGCGACGGCGACCGUGGCGCCGGCGGCCCCGGUGACGGCGGAGCGGCCCGUGCCGGCGGACCUGGACCAGGCGCUCAAGAACCCAGGCCUGCCGCGCGCUCUAGUUGCCCCGAGCCGCGAGCGCCCUGACGGCAGCCGCGCCUUCCACGACCCCAAAAGCCUCAGCGUGCUGCAGCAGCACGUCGAGUUCUUCGACAGGAGAAAGACGGGCAUCAUCAUGCCGUGGGACACGUAUGCAGGUGAGCCCCUGCCGAGAGCACUGGUAGCCCACAAGUGGGCGGUGCCGCACUUGACCAGAUCCGAAGAGCCGCUCCGAACGGCAUCUCGGAACCGCUUCCGCGCGGUGGGCUUCAGCAUGGUGCUGUCGCUGGUGUUCUCCGCCCUCAUCAACGGCUCCCUCAGCUACUUCUCGCAGGACUCGUGGCUGCCGGACCCGCUGUUGAGCAUCAAGGUGCGCAACAUCCACGGCUGCAAGCACGGCAGCGACUCCGAGUCCUACGACACCGAGGGCAGGCAAGCCGCCGCCACGCUUCCAACUCCUUUACACGUCGCUCGCACUUUGGCUAGACAGGAGAGAGCAGGGGUGGGAGCCGAAGAGCGAAGAUUAGGGCAGCCACGAGGUUGUUUGUUCGUUCCCGAGAAGUUCGAGGAGAUCUUCAGCAAGCACGACCGCAGCGGCAAGGGCUCGCUCACCUUCAUGGAGAUGCUCGCGCUCACCGAGACCAACAAGAACGCCUUCGACGCCUUCGGCUGGAUCGCGGAGAAGCUGGAGUGGGGCGUCACCUUCUGGCUGCUGGCGGACCACCGCGGCCGCGUGGCCAAGGAGCACAUCCGCGAGUGCCUCGACGGCUCGGUUUUCUACCGCAUCGAGAAGGAGCGCCAGGAGGAGGCCCACCGCAAGCAGGGGCGGGGGCAUGCCCCCGCCAGCCACGGCCACACGGACGCGGAGUAG
Molecule: messenger RNA, 960 nt
Organism: Klebsormidium nitens
Lineage: Eukaryota; Viridiplantae; Streptophyta; Klebsormidiophyceae; Klebsormidiales; Klebsormidiaceae
Source: the annotation of a GenBank genome assembly